This is a messenger RNA of Lachancea sp. 'fantastica', 1362 nucleotides long. The record is from the annotation of a GenBank genome assembly. Lineage: Eukaryota; Fungi; Ascomycota; Saccharomycetes; Saccharomycetales; Saccharomycetaceae.
AUGGAUUCGCCAGGUAAAGUGAAAUACAGAGGGAAACCCACGAUCCCGAACGGACUUGCUAAUGGCGUCAAGAAACAGCAUCAAGCAAGGACCAAAACUGGAAAAUUGGAAAACGAGCAGGAACUCGACCGGCAGGUCAAUCAUACUUCCAAAAUCAAGGAAAACGGUAGUAUUAUCAGAGAUGAAGAUGGAAAAUCAUUAGAGCAGCAAAAACCCAAUUUUUGCUCGGUAAAGACUCCUUGGAAACGUAGAUUGCAAACUCUGGCUGUUGCCUGGCAUGUGGGGUCGUUUGUGUACAUUUUGGCAUUUGCUAUCUUGGCAUUGGCAAAUCCUAUAAUGUGGGUUUUAAUGAUUCCGUACAUGGGGUACUACGCCAUAGACCGUUCUCCGGCCAAUGGGAACGUCACAAAACGGUACUCUCCCUGGUUUCGGAGCCUUUCGUUUUGGCGUUACUACUGCGAUUACUACCCGAUUCGCCUCCACAAAACUGCAGAUUUACCUCCUUCCUUCACAGUCAAGGAAUCAGGGAAACAUGAUGUGACCAAAAGUCCAUAUUUGAUAAGCUUCAGAAUCAGGAUUUGGCCCUUCAGGUACUCGCUCAAGUUCAAUAUUCUCAAACGCAGCAACAGCUCAUUGGAGCCAGAAACGGAGGCAACAGGCCCUCGUUACAUUUUCGGUUACCAUCCACACGGUGUAGCUGCUUUGGGAGCCUUUGGAGCUUUUGCCACUGAAGGAGCGAAUUUCUCACAGCUUUAUCCAGGCCUGAAAAUGUGUUUGAUGACACUUAUCAAUCAAUUCCAAAUUCCCUUCUACAGGGAUUAUUUAUUGUCGCUGGGAAUAACGUCUGUGUCCAAAAAAAACGCGCUAAGAGUUCUGCAGCGCAAUCACUCUAUCUGCAUUGUGGUUGGAGGAGCCCAGGAGGCUCUGCUAAGUAAGAUUGGCUCUGCAGACUUGGUGCUCAAGAGAAGAAAAGGUUUCAUCAAACUGGCUUUGGAAACCGGAAACGUAAGUCUCGUGCCCUGUUUUGCGUUCGGGGAAACAGACUGUUAUAACAUUCUGCAAACGGAUGAUGCCUCCUACUUGCGUCGGCUUCAACUGUGGUUCAAGAAAUCUUAUGGGUUCACCAUCCCAUUUUUCUUCGCGCGUGGACUUUUCAACUACGAUUUCGGUCUUAUUCCCUUCCGCAGUCCUAUCAACGUUGUGACAGGCGCACCCAUCUAUGUCAAGGAAAAACAUGAGAAUCCUACUCUUGAGGAUAUCGAUUAUUAUCAAAACCUUUACCUCGAAGAACUUGAGAGGAUUUUCUACUCGAACCGCAAGCGGUUUGGGUACGAACACCAAGAACUAAAAUUUGUAGAAUAA